AUGAAUGAAAAGUUCAUCCAGUUUAGAGAAAAAUUCACAAAGAAAUCGAAGGAGAUCGAGAAGCUUGAAAGAAAACAGAGAAGAGAAGAUGCGAUCAAAAAGGCAAAAGAAAAGAAGCUCGUUGACUGUAUUAUCGCCUCUGGAGUUACCUUUGAUAUUCCAGAAGAGGACAAGAAGCAAGAUGAUUACAACGAGGAAUCUGCCAAUGUCAUAAAAGCGAUAGUGACAUUCGUUUAUCCCGAGCAUACGACGUCGGAUUUCAUUGAAUCGUUUGCUGAAAACGUGACGACGUACGAAAUGAUCUCGCACAUGUUUGCCGAACCUGCGACUUGGGAUAAGGAGGGCAAAUACAAUGUGGACGGAGUGAAUGUCUGGAUUGAAAACCGAACGCUAGAAAAGCUCAUGAAAGUCGACUUGGGAGCUCCGCUCAAUAGCGUACUCCGCAUGAAAAACGUGGUCGUCUAUGGCGGCUGCCCAAAUCUCAUCGUGACGGCGCGCGGAAGCCCCUUUGAGAAGCACUUUCUGGGCAAAUAUGGACUCAAAUAA
Oikopleura dioica is the source of this 546-nucleotide messenger RNA. NCBI's taxonomy places the organism in Eukaryota, Metazoa, Chordata, Appendicularia, Copelata, Oikopleuridae. The record is from the annotation of a GenBank genome assembly.